Messenger RNA from Zingiber officinale, 3666 nucleotides. Its product is annotated as receptor-like serine/threonine-protein kinase SD1-7. Gene Ontology annotation, biological process: protein phosphorylation; recognition of pollen. The transcript is spliced from 14 exons. The coding region runs from base 1266 to 3077 and encodes 603 amino acids. NCBI's taxonomy places the organism in Eukaryota, Viridiplantae, Streptophyta, Magnoliopsida, Zingiberales, Zingiberaceae. Gene Ontology annotation, molecular function: protein tyrosine kinase activity; ATP binding. The record is from RefSeq and is a predicted model, not a curated record.
UUCUCCCUUUCUUUUCUCCUCUUCCCCACCGUAACUUGCUACUCUUCUUCCUCCUUUCUUCUCUUCUUCUUCGCCUCUUUCUCUAACAACAGCAGCUUCAAGUUGUUGGCCCUUUCAAGCCAACAACCACAUUUCCUCUCCCUUGCUGUCUCGAUUUCUUGGAAGCAACCAUCGAAGCUCACUAGAGCUCAUCGAAACCGCCAGUAGAAAGGGGAAAAGCAACCCUCGCUGUUGUGCUCUUCCAGAAAACAAGUACAACAACCCUUUCCCCCUUCUUUGGUUGUUUUCUAGCAAAUCCCAGCCACCGGAGCCUCUUCUGAAGCUAGCUGACGCCCCUAGCAACAAGGAAAAGCACAAGAUUGAGUCAACAUCAACCCUUUUCCUUGAUUUGUCCCAUUUUCCAGCAAUAGGCGUAGCUUCAAAGGAAGUUGCGAGAUACGAGCUCGAGUGGAGCGCGGUGACCUGCCGACACCCGCAGAUUUUGCUGUAUAUAAGUUUUGCAGGCACGGGGAUCCUUUUGAUAUUAUAGUUGAUUUUGGACUUCCAUAGAGUUGCUCAGAGAUCUCGACGUGCUGAUUUUCUGAUUAUACAAUCAGAGGCAGAUCAUCCACCGGGGGUAGCGUCGGCGGUCGCCCCCCUUGCCAGCGGAACGAGAAAAAAAAUUGGGGGCAGUAAGAAACUCUUCGCACUUCACAGCCGCCGGAGAAAAAAAAAACAGAACAUGGUGACGGGGAUGCUGUGGGGCGCCACGCUGGAGGGCGCCGACGAGAAGAUGAGGAGCGCGGUGGGGAAGGAGUUCCUGGAGGUGGUGGCGGAGAUCACUGAGCUACUGGGGAGGCCCAACGUGUCGAACUUCUUCCCGGCGGUGGCGUAGAUGGAUCUGCAAAGGAUCCAGCGCCGCAUGGGCGUGUUCCUGCACCGAUUCGACCGCAUCUUCGAAGAUAUCAUCGAGAUGAGAAGAAAGAAGGCGGCAGCGUAGGCGAAGGAAAAGACUUCUUGGAGUUCAUGCUGAGGCUGGAGAAGGAAGGCUGCGACGGGAAUACACCCUUCACCAUGACUAACGUCAAAGCUCUGCUCAUGGACAUGGUGGUAGGCGGAACAGAGACCACAUCCAACAUGGUAGAAUCCGCUAUUGUGCCGUCGCAGGGAGCUCCCCUGCCGGCCACACGCUUUGCCGCAGGUUCAGCCUUCAGCUUGCAGCAACUCGGCGCAAAGAACACAACAACAAAUUGCAGGUGCGGGCAACGCAAAUCCCCUAAAGUUCUAUGGCGCGGAUGCAGCUCUUUCUCCUACAAUUCUUGGCAAUAGUGCUAGCAGAGACGUUCUUUCUACUUAGCCGAUUUGCAUCAUCUGGAGAUAUAAUGACGGUUAAUCGCUCACUUAUCCAUAACCAGACAUUGAUCUCCGCAGGAGGCGUGUUCCAACUGGGCUUCUUCAAUCCAAUUAACGAUUCUACGAAUGCAUACAUAGGAAUUUGGUACUAUAAUCUCCCACCGAGAGAAAGCAAAGUAGUAGUAUGGGUCGCCAAUAGGAACAAGUCUGUCGACACAUCCAUGACAUCCUUGAACCUGACUUCCGAUGGAAAUCUAAUCUUAUUUGAGGAAGGAACACGGGUUUGGUCCACGGGAACAUCCGCAGAACUCAAUUCCGCACGCUUGCAGCUUUUAGACUCAGGAAACCUCGUGCUGACUGCCGGCAACUCUAACAGAAUUCUAUGGCAGAGCUUCGACCAUGGGUGUGACACUCUACUCCCUGGCAUGAAAAUGGGAUUCGACUUCCGGACCAACACUCCGUGGCAGCUCGUGUCAUGGAUGAAUGCCACGGACCCUUCUCCGGGCAAGUACAUCCUCAGGCUGGAGACGUAUAAUGUUCCGGAUUUUUUCAUGCUUAAUGCGAAUGGAUCCGUCAAAUUCGACCGCAUUGGGCCAUGGAACGGGCAAUGGUUCGUCGGCCUUCCAAUGCUGGGGGACAGCAUCGCAGUGUACGUAAAUUUCACAUACGUGUCCAACCAGAAUGAGAUCUACUACAUCAAUGAAUAUCAGACUCGAUCUCCAGGGUUAUUGCGGUUGGUAGUGGACGAAAACGGAAAGAGCCAGAUUUUGGUUUUUGGAGGGGGGCAGUGGAAUUCUUUGUUGUCUAAUGCGGACUACGAUUGUGAUUACUACAAUAGUUGUGGCCGAAACAGCGUUUGCAGUAGGGGCUACCUCUCAAUCUCCUGUCGUUGCUUGGAAGGGUUUGAGAACAAAAGCGACGGAUGCGCGAGGAAGGAACCCUUGCAUUGCUCGUCGAACCAGUUUUCGAAGGAGCUGAAGGUGAAGGUGCCCGACACCGAGAACGCAACCUCACGAGGCAAGAUUAGUCUGAAUGCGUGCAAGAAAUCGUGCUUGGAUGCAGUGAUCAAUGGGCCUUAUGGCUGCAUAACUUGGCGCGGUGACCUGUUGGAUCUCAGAAGUUUUACCGACGGAGGAGACGAUUUGUACAUUCGGCUUCCAGAAUCAUCAACAACGUCAAAUUGGAAGAGGCUCGUGUGGGCGAUAGUCAUUUCGGCGUUUCUGGGAAUUAUUUUGCUGUGCAGUGUAGGUGUACUCGUUAGAAGGAGGAGAAACAGAGCAUCGACUCGCAGAUUGCAAUUGCAGUUUCCAAAUGUGGAGAAAGGUUCGAUCAGCACAUUGGAUGUACUUCCUUCAUAUGAUUUGCAUACUAUAAAAGGUGCAACAAAUGAUUUUUCCGAAGAAAAUAAACUUGGCGAAGGGGGAUUUGGUGUUGUUUACAAGGGUCAAUUGGAUGAUGGACAAAAAAUUGCUGUCAAAAAAUUAUCAAGAUACUCCUCUCGAGGCCCAAAUGAGUUCCUGAAUGAACUCUCCGUGAUAGCCAAGUUACAACAUAGAAACUUGGUUCGUCUUCUAGGCUACUGCAUUGAAGGAGAUGAGCGUCUUAUGAUACUCGAAUACAUGGAAAAUAAGAGCCUUGAUGCCUUUAUUUAUGAUAAAGCUAAAAGUUCAUUGCUAAAUUGGCAAAGACGUUUCGAUAUUAUAAUUGGGAUCGCUCGAGGCCUUUUAUACUUGCAUCAAGACUAGAUUGAGAGUCAUUCAUCGUGAUCUUAAGCCCAGCAAUAUUCUCCUUAACAAGGAUAUGAAUCCAAAGAUUUCAGAUUUUGGCAUUGCAAGGAUAUUUGAAGGAGAUGAUGCUCUUGAGGAUGCAACAACAAGACCUGUUGGAACAUUUGAUUACAUGGCACCUGAGUACUUAUCACGUGGAGUUUUUUCACUCAAGUCAGAUGUAUUUAGCUUCGGUAUGAUAGUACUAGAAAUCAUAAGCGGAAAGAAGAAUAGAGUAUUUAGUCAAACUGAUACAAACUUAAAUCUUUUAGGAUAUGUGAAUAAACUUUGGAGGGAAGAAAGAUCUUUAGAGAUUGUUGAUGAUGCUUUAAAUCAAUCAUAUCCAACAGAAGAAGUUCUGCGUUGUAUUCAAAUGAGUCUUCUAUGUGUACAAGAUAAUAGUAACGAUAGGCCAACAAUGACAGAAGUGAUGGCGAUAUUAACCAGUGAGGAUCAAUUAUUUUCUCCGGUUAUGCAACCUGCUAUAACAUCAACUAGUAGCGAAGGAAAUUUCACUACCAAUGAAAUGAGCUUCACACUUGUAGGCCGAUGAAAUAUGUAUUUCAUU